AUGGACCUGUGGACUCACUCCUUCACUGUAUCCAACACUGCUUUGUCGGUAGACCGCUUCAGCACUGCGCUCGACAGCACCGACGGGGCUGCGAUGACGAUAACACUGGGGCUUAUGGUACACUUCAACGGUAGCACGCGGUGGCCCUCUUCGUCAGUGGCCCGCUCUCCUGGUUGCCACGGCGCACGCUCUUUGCCACGUCGGCGGCAUUUCCCCCGACUACGCCUGUGGUGCUGCGACGGCAAUCACGCCGGAGGUUGCUACCACGGGCGACCACGCCGGCGGUCUGCUGCGACGGCGACCACACCGGCGGUCUGCUUCGACAGCGACCACGCCGGCGAUCUUCUGCGACGGCAACCACGGCGGCGACCAUGCGACAUGAGGCGCAUUCAUUUUCUCCUCUUCUUUGUAGUGCGGCUUCGCGCCUCCUCUUACAACGUUUGGCGGGACCAGAGCGCGGCCAUCUGGCUGGGCUCGGUCGGACGCAGACUGCACUGCCUCGUCCCUACCCUCUUCUUUGGGGGUUAA
Messenger RNA from Knipowitschia caucasica, 528 nucleotides. NCBI's taxonomy places the organism in Eukaryota, Metazoa, Chordata, Actinopteri, Gobiiformes, Gobiidae. The record is from the annotation of a GenBank genome assembly.